Anolis carolinensis (green anole) is the source of this 6198-nucleotide messenger RNA. It is a transcript of the gene slc45a3, whose product is annotated as solute carrier family 45 member 3. Lineage: Eukaryota; Metazoa; Chordata; Lepidosauria; Squamata; Anolidae. The record is from RefSeq and is a predicted model, not a curated record. Gene Ontology annotation, biological process: transmembrane transport. Gene Ontology annotation, cellular component: membrane. Gene Ontology annotation, molecular function: sucrose:proton symporter activity. The coding region runs from base 472 to 2214 and encodes 580 amino acids. The transcript is spliced from 6 exons.
UAGAAAAGAGGAUCAGGUCACUCCCCCCAACGCCACCUCGGCGCAUGCGCCUCCGAGCCCAGGCGAGUUCGCUUUUUUAAAAGGCGGCAGAGGCGAGACAGAGAGAGAGAGAGAGCCCGGCUGGACUCGGAAAAGGAGAGGAAGGCAGGCAGUCCGGCGUCACCGCUCCCGGCUCAGAUUCUAUAGUUCCCUUGGCCAUUCAAUGUGAUGUGGGAGAGAUACAGAAGGACGCAUCUGGCUAUGGCCUUUCGUGAAAUAAGUGACGGGCAUGUUCAGAAUGUGAAGUGCAGGAAAACAUUCAGGAUCUUCAUGUCGCCAUUCUCAGACCAGACAUUCUGUUGAUUUUGACCGGUGGCCAGCAUAACAGAAGGCAUUUACUACUGGGUAUAACAUGGCUCUCAGCCUUUUGCUACUGAGCCUCAAAAGAAGACACAGGACUCAGACAACCUGUUCUGGAUUACCUUGAGGAGAAUGCUUUUGGCUUGGCACAGCCUUCCAGUGCUAAGGUGUGAGGGCAGCAUGGCUCAGAAAGCCUGGCUCAGUACACUGUUCCAGAACCGCAAAGCCCAGCUGCUGUUGGUCAAUUCUCUAACGUUUGGCUUGGAAGUGUGUCUUGCUGCAGGCAUCACCUAUGUGCCCCCACUCUUGUUGGAAGUGGGAGUGGAAGAGAAGUUCAUGACAAUGGUUCUAGGGAUUGGACCAGUUCUAGGCCUAGUCUUUGUGCCGCUCAUUGGCUCUGCCAGCGAUCACUGGCACAGCAGCUAUGGCCGUCGCCGGCCUUUCAUCUGGGUCCUGUGUCUGGGAGUCUUCCUGAGCCUUCUGAUCAUUCCUCAUGCUCAUCGUCUGGCCAGCCUUAUUGCCCUGGAUACCCGCUCUCUGGAGUUAGCCUUCCUCAUCAUGGGCAUUGGUUUGCUUGACUUCUGUGGCCAGGUCUGCUUCACUCCCCUGGAGGCUCUUCUCUCGGACCUCUUCCAGGAGCCAGACAAUUGUCGCCAGGCCUUCUCAAUGUACUCCUUCAUGGUUAGCCUGGGGGGCUGCAUCGGGUACCUACUACCAGCCAUUGACUGGGACAGUAGUUUUUUGGCUCCUUACCUGGGAGGACAGGAGGAAUGUCUCUUCAGUCUCCUUGCCAUCAUCUUCCUUGGCUGUGUCCUGGCCACUGCUUUUGUGACUGAGGAGGUGGCUGCUCAGGUAGAAGUGCUCACAGGCCCUGCAAUGAAGGAUUCUUCCAAAUCCCCACCCUUUAGCUGCUGCUCUUUCUGGCUUCCACAGAGCCUUUUCAGGACCAGGCAUCUAGUCCAAGCCUUUAGGAGCCUUUGUGCCUUGGCCCCGCGCCUUCAUGGAGUAUGCUGCCGUAUUCCCAAGGUAAUCCGGCAGCUUUUUGUUGCUGAGUUGUGCAGCUGGAUGGCCCUCAUGACCUUCAUGCUGUUUUACACUGACUUUGUUGGGGAAGGACUAUACCAGGGAGUUCCCAGAGCUGAACCAGGCACAGAGGCCAGGAGACAUUAUGAUGAAGGAAUUCGUAUGGGAAGCCUGGGCCUCUUUCUCCAGUGCAUAAUCUCCAUCUUCUUCUCGACAAUCAUGGAUCGAAUGGUGAAACACUUUGGGACGCGAAUGGUCUACCUAGCCAGUGUGGCUUUAUUUCCACUGACUGCCUUCAUCAUGUGCUUCUCUCAGAGCAUCGUUAUAGUCACUGUUUCUGCUGCCCUGACAGGUUUCCCUUUCUCAGUGCUGCAGAUCCUACCAUACACACUGGCAUCUCUCUACCAUCAUGAAAAACAGAUAUAUUUGCCUAAGUAUAAAAGCAAAGAAGAAGAUGCAGCUCAACUAGACAAGAAGCAUGGCUUCCUCAAAACCCAUAUUUCUGGUCAGAAACUGACAUACCAAAAUGGACACAAUGGAAGUCUCUUCUCUGCCCCUGUUGCUGGCUCUUCCCUCUGCGUCAGCUCUCCCUGUGAAGUCCCUCUCAUGAUGAUGGUGGGAGACACAGACACUGCAGCUGCAAGCCGAGGCAUAUGUUCAGACCUGGCCAUUUUGGACAGUGCAUUCCUCCUUUCCCAGGUCAUCCCAUCCCUCCUCAUGGGUUCACUUGUUCAGUUCACUCAGUCAGUCACUGCUUAUAUGGCAUCUGCUACUGGUUUUGGCUUAGUGGCCAUUUACUUUGCAACCAAAGUUACCUUUGACAAAAGUGACAUGGCCAAGUAUUCGCUGUAGGAGGGGAAAGGAUGUGGAUCCAAAUCCAACUUGAAAAAGGGUCACAGAGAAGAGUCAGUUUGUACACAGGAUGCGCCUUCUUUCUUCCCAGGUUGCAUUGUUAAGGGACAUAUGCAGAAAUCUUGGCUGAAGGAUAAGAAAACAAAAGGAAAAUAUUGGGCUAAUCUCAGGGUAUCUAAUGAAAGGGAGUAUAAUAUCACAUUGCCUGUUUCUUCAUAAUGCCUUCACCAAAGUGCUUUGGCAUUGAAGUCUAUAGAUAGAGGAUUCUGGGCUUAAAAAGUAAAGGGAGAACAUUUACAUUACAGAGAACUACUAUUAGAGAUGGGAAAAGUUACUCCUGUGGACUACUGUGGCCAAUAAUGAUGGAGCUGUCGUUCAGAAAGCUAAUUUUCUUAAGCUCUGACUACUAUGAUAGCUUUUUCAAAUUGUGUGGGUGGUACAGGCACAGAAGGGGCCAAAUAUGAUUCAAAGUUCUCAUUCACCUCACUUUUUAUUAUAUAUUUUUAAGCACUGCUGUUAGUUGUGGUUGGUCUCCAGAUUGUCUUAUAGGUAAAUACACUAUUGGAAUGAAAGUUUCCUUGUCUUGGUGUGAACCAGAAAAUACAUGAAAAGAGGACUAUAAAUUGGCACAUCUAAAAGGAGGUAGAAAUUAUCCACUCCCUUCACCCAGAUGUCUUGUAAGUCAAGAUCGAGGUGAUAUAAAGAAGAUGAAUAGUGUCACAUAGGACUGGGAGAGGGACUUGUUUAGGUGUGGAUACUGUGGUUGAAAUAGCAGCAACUGAGCAGUGGCCUGACGGAAAUGAAAAACUUGGUCAUCAUCUGAUCCUCCCCCCACACCUCUGUUCUAAACUGAGUUUGCAGUGAGUACAAACAGAGAGGUUUGCAUAAACAUCAGCCAAAGAACACACCCUUUUGGAAGGCUUGGUUUUAGUGACUGGCUGGCACAAACAAACCACGGUGCCUUUCGCUGUGUGCAGUCCUAAAAAGGAGGCUUAGUGUGCCAGAAUGGUAAAAGUUCUUUCGUACAUGCUGCCUUUGCUACUAAGGACGAAUCCUACAGCCUGCCAGUACUAAAGGGCUCCAUAGAAAAACUGACCAUGUUUCUUAAUACCACAAAACAGGCACCAAGCUGAUUUUUUCCAGUGUGCAAUGUAUCCAUUAUGCCACCCAGAUUGAAUGGAGGCACUCCCUCUGUCAGGCAAACUUUGCAGAGCAAAUGGCUCUCCUUGAAAUCUGUUAUUUUUUCUGCAUUUUUUUAAACAACCAAACAGUUUUGAACAAGUAAUAUAUUUAGCUCGCAGCUAUUCAUGCAGCACCAGGCAGUGCAGCUGUUUCUAACCAGGAGCAGAACAACUCUUAGUAAGAGAAAAUCAGGGUACUCUACAUGGAAUAUUUAGACUAGAAGGGCACUUGAAGGUGAAACCCAACCCAUGGCUAUUGAGGCAAUAAAAUGUAACAUCUUAGAAAAGUUAGCUUUUUGAUCUAUAAUUCCAAGAAACAUACAGGCACAUUAAUCAUAUUAAAUUGAUUAAUGGCACAUCUAAUGUGGCCCCUCACAUCCAUUAUCAGUGUUGGAUUCCAACCUAGAUGUUUUGCCCUUUGAGUGAUGGAAGUAAUUAUACAGGUAGGUAACCAUUCAGUAGACUUAUAGGUAGUGAUAACUUGUGGACUGAAUGGGCUGGGUGCUCUCCCAGAUGAUAGGGAAGGUUCAUUCUCAUCCAUGGUUAAGUCCACAAGCACUCUGUAGGGAUAGGAAAACCACUUAGUCAGCCACCUCUGUCAGUAAUGAUCCAGAACAGGGGCCCCCUUCAUGCUACACUGUGAUAGUGCUGUCAUUCCACUUCACUGCAUUGGGUUCAUCUUGGAAUUCUGGGAUUUGCAGUUUAGAGACAGGUAUUUAGAAUUCUUUACCAAAGAGCUGUAGUGUCUCAUCAAAUCACAAACCCCAGAAUUAUAUAAGAUUCUAUAAGAUGGUGCCAUGACAGUUAAAGCGGAAUCACAAUGCUAUAAUUAACUGCCUUGAAUCUUGUACAAAGAGGAAGGCAGCAUAUAUAUAAUAUAAAUACAUUUUGUGGUGCAAAAAUGUCCCAGCAUUCCUGUCCCCAGCAUUUCCCAUAUGAAACUAUUGUUUCUCUUUUCCUAAAGAAGGCAAACUUUCUGAGGUUGAAUAUGAAGAUCAGUUAAAGCUUUGUAAAGGAUUUUUGUUUUCUAUCAAGUCAUCUUAAGAAAUUACUGGUUUAUCUUUUUGCCACAUGUUCAUUGUAGUUGACUAUACAAGGGCAAUCUUUGAAUGUGUCAUAGGGUGAGCUGGGGAUCAAGCAUAGAAUUUGGAAGAACAGCCUUAUCCACUGGAAAAGAUCUUACUGAGGUAGUCUUUCCAGUUUUGUGGUUGGCUGGGCAGAGUCUGCUACUCUGGAAGUAAAGUUACAAGCCAUAAAUAGGAGCAAAACGAUCUGGGAGCUCUCCCAACUGAGGGAGUUGUUCGAAACUGCGAGAGAGCCAUGAAGUCUCCCAACGAUCUCAGAACUCGUAUAGGAGAGGGAAUAAAGUACACAAUAUUCAAAAUAUAGAAGCAAAAUGAGAAGUACAUUGUCAUAAUCCAUCUUUUCUCAAUUUGGCAUCAUCCAGAGAUUUGAGACUUAAUUUCCAUCAUCCUGAGGAAUGACCAUGCUGAUGAAGGCUCAUGGCAGCUAUAGUCCAACAUAUGCUUCAGUCACUUUGAAAUUAGUGGUGUGGAAUUCAACAGUCCUUUGUGCCCUAUGGACAGAUUUGCUUUCCCUUUUUUACAUCCUAGACUUCAGUCAAGGAAAGAAAAUGACCACAACACAUCUUAAUUGUGUUAAUUAGGGCUGAUUCGAGUUGUAGCCCCAAAAAUCUAGAAAAUACCUAAAAUAAUUGUUUUGUUUUUUGAACCAGUGUUUCAGAUAGAGCAGUGGUUCUCAACCUGUGGGUCCCCAGAUAUUUUGGCCCUCAACUCCCAGAAAUCCCAACAGCUGGUAAACUGGGAUUUCUGGAAGCUGUAGGCCAAAACACCUGGGGACUCAAAAGGGUGAGAACCACUGGAUUAGAAGAAAGCCCAUAUAUCUACACCAAGUUGUCCUCUUUAGAUCACAUGUAUCUUCUGGUCUGGUCCUUAGGGUGGAGAAUGGGGAAAACUAUGAUGUGAAAUCCCAAUGAUUACCCAACUUGUCCUAUUUUCAGUUUUUUUUCACUUUUCUGUUUCAUGAGGACAGUGACAUGAACAUUGCAAAAAGAAAUAUUCAUUAUAUCUUUGCAAUUGUUGAUGUUUAAUAAGGGGUGUCUGGGGGCUGAUUUUUGAGCCAUUCCAAUUGCUGCUUAUAACUCUCUCACAAUGUAGUGUUAUUUUCAGUUUUGCUCAGUAAGCUCUCAUGCUUUAGCGCUUAGCCUGUUCUAGUUAUCAGGAAUAGUUGAGUUGGGCCAGUGAAAACUCCUUCCCAACCAAGUAUUCAGCCACUGGAUAAUGGAUCAAUCCACUUCAAUUGUUGCUGUAUAUUUAACGUCAGCACAGUUACAAUGGCAUUCUCUUUAACAAGUUUUCUUUUCAAGUGUUUUCUGUCAAGCAAUGAUUUUUUCCUCCAUUACUGAUAUUCACCUGCCUUUUCCCACAUAGCUUUAUUUAAAGGGAAGUUACUGAACAUGUUUAGGCCAGUGAUUGGAUUGGUGCCUUUUACUUCCAAAUAAGAGAUUUCAUUGAAUUAUAUUUGUUUGAAGGGGAACAUAUCUCCCUCACUGUGUCUUGCUGUCUUCAAUUUGUGUGUUUAUUUAUUUACGGAAGUAAAUAUUUUGUAUAGUUUAUGUGCAGGGGAUAUUAAAGUCUAUUAAGGAGUGUAAUUUUAAGAACAGUGUGUUUAUAAUUUAAUGACCCAAUGAGAACUUUUUUUUGACUUGGAACUGGAUGCCGAAUGAAUCUAUUUUUUGUCCCGAACUGAAAGAAUUAAUAAAAACUGAAGACAAUAGAAGGAA